ACAUGGCCGAAAAUUCAAAAUUUUAGAAUUUGUAAACAAAGAAAAUAUUUGCGUUAAACAGCCUAACAAACGACUGCAAAUCAUGGAAAAAGAAUCAACCCAAGACCACUCGCAUCCUGGCCAUACUUCCCUUGAAUACAAGCCCAAACCGAUUGAUUCUGAUGAAAGCUUUGAUGAAGAAUCUGGUGUUGGAGGCUCUGGAUCAACAUGCAGUCUUGGUUUAAUGAAAGAUGAAAAGACACAGAAAGUGAAAGAGGUUGGCAGUGCUGAUGUUAUCUCGCAGUAUGAAAUAGAGUCAACAAAUCCAUACCAAUACCCUUUUGGUGUACCCAGUGAACUUCAUGGAAACGUUGGAGAUAAAAACCAUCUUUCACAACACACACUAGACAGUGAAAGCCUCAAUCAGUACCCUAUAAGUGAUGCGAGCAAUGGUACGCCAAAACGCUCAAAAAUUCCAGUCAAGCUUGGUUCUACUGUCAAACCACGCUCUGGAUCAGGAGAGUUUCAGGAAGGCAGACCUGAGCCUUCUGAAGCAUCAGCAUCAGACAUCCUUGACAGAAUGGCAUCAGAUAUUUCAAGUCAAGUUUUAGCUGAUGCUGUCUCCGAAGUUGAAAAUGAGGAGGCACUGCAGACAGCUAUUGGGCAGAUUUCCUCCGAUUUUGUCACUGGUCAGUUGUCGAUUUCUCAGUGUCAGAAAUCAGAUGACGAUGUGUCACCACGAUCAGAAAUUAGUGAGCCGACAACUACGAGCGGUAUCAGCGGUGAUAAAAAUAACAUGUACCAUAUUUGUGAGCCUUGGUCCGAUCAGGAUGGAGCCGGGACAUGGUCAACUGGGAGCUCUGCUGUGCAGACGCCACGAGAUGCAUUGAAAGAGAACGAAAAAGACCCUGUUUGUGCUGCAGCUGUAAUUCGCACUGUUAGUGCAACUCCUAAAGUUCUACCAAAGAAAUACUUUGCUCCCUCAGAAUCGCGCCAAGUUUUAGAAACUCCGCAAUCAAUGUAUCCAGAUUCGAUCUGCUUUACUGCCAAUCAGAGUAGAAUAGAAGCGACACCGGGGCAGCAUGUUCCCGUUGUCACCUCUACACCUUUUGUUGCAGCAGGCAUGCAGCUAGAUCUGCGCGACUUGAGGAGGAAGCUUGAAGGUCUUGACGAUUCAAUCCAAGCUGACGAUAUGAGCACGUUCACUGGGGCCCAGGUUGUACCUGAUUGCAAUGACGGAGAUGGGCGCGAGGUUGAGACAGAUGAAGAAACAAUUAAGGAUGAGGAGGAGGUUGAAGCUGUGAUCACAAAGGCUGGUGUUCAAGAUUAUAUGCCGGCAGAUGAGAGAGAGAAACUGAUGACACAGUUGGGUGUCCAACCCCGAGAACCUGAUCAAGAUGAACUGGAGCCAAGUGCGGCUUACAGCAUGUAUAGAAAUGAAUUAGAACGCGACUUGGAAGAGAUCCGACAUGGGCCUAGACCGCAGCCAGUAGGAACUGAUGCCGAUUCAGAUUCAACCAGUUAUAGAGCUCCUCCUCUGGCUUCAAAGUUGAUCUCUGAUGAUCCUCUUCGCAGAACGGCGAUGUCAAUAGAGCAACCCACUGGGAGAAUCGUCCAUACUGAAGCGCCGAGGGUGCGGAUUUUGAAUGAUCCUGAUACGAUCCCACAGCGAGAGUCAGAUGUGAGUGAGGCAGAGCUGAGAAGGACACCAACUGUCACUGAUGAUACUGGGAUAUCUGUGGAUGGUGACAUCAGAAGAGGCGAAUGUAGCGACACCAGUUAUCAUGAUCUUCCAGAGAGUCUGUUUAAUACCGUAACCCCUAUACCUGAUGAGUCGGCACGGUCUGUUAUCAACACAAGUCUUGGAGAUACUAUUAUCACAGAGAUAGAAGACUUUCUCGCCAGGCAAUCCAAAACAAAAGAGCAGCACUAUAGCGACAACUCUGAUGAGAAUGCCGAUGAUAUUCAUGAUGACUCCAUAGCUGCACGUGUCCGGGAACUUCUACAGAAGUGCGAGAGAGAGCGCAGCUUUACUGAUGAAAGUAAUUCUACUGUUGUUCCCAGCAUGGUCUCUGAUGUGUCAGUGUCACCAAGCCCUAAAAGAGAUGGUCCACGAGGUGAUGCGUUUGAUACUGAAGUAACGCCCGAUAUCACUUCCUCUGGUGUCACUUCUGAUGAUGUGGAUCGCUAUGGUCAAAGUCUUGGUUUGAAUCUGCAUCUGGAUGACCGGCCAUUGACGAACAGGAGCGAAGAUUCCCUGUCGGAGAAAGUCCAUCGCUUGUUACAGAAUACUGCUUACCUUGGUGAUGAUAUGAGUCCGAGGGCCAGUCCAAGGUCUAUCCAUGAGUUGAUACAUUCCAUCCAUGUCCAUGAUGAGUCGCUAGAUUAUGAGCAGUUGCAGCGAGAACUAGACUACAUUGAGCGAAGUCUGGAUGAAAAGGAGAUUUCGCCGCAAUCAAGGAUGUCGCAGGCAAGCUCCUGCAGGAGUACCGGUACGUCUGCUAGCGACGAGGGAGACCGGAGCAAACGACUCGCAUGGGACUACGGGGCAGAUAUCGGUGAGGGCAAUCUUCCCCAGUUUGUUGCCUCGGUGAAGAAUCCAAAGGAUGACUUGAUCCAGGCCAUAAAUAACUUGACUGCCAUAGAAGAGGAGAGGCAGCAUCGCAGAGCUCGUAGCGUCAGUCCAAAUCCGGAAGAGCGACAGUAUACGCCCAACCUGAGCCAGUUGCGGGGACGAGCACGCACCGAAUCUGAUCUUGCCAUGGAGCAACGGGCACCAAGUUUGACUGGCUUGUUGACUGAUCGCUAUAGCUUGGCUCAUAAAGUUUGGCAGCUUCUUGAGAAGGAAUCGCCCCAGGAACAGGCAUAUGAAUAUCUGAGAGAAGCCGAGGAGACUGAAUAUAUGAUACAUCUACGUGCGAUGCAGGCUGCCAGAUUGGACGAGGAUGAUGUCAGACGAUAUGAUGACAGACAUGAACCAAUGCGCGAAAGUUACGAGUCGUAUCGCUCUCUACCAGGCUCCAGGUCUGCUUCGUCCUCACGUCUUCAUCAGCAUCAAGAUUUAUACAGACCACAUUCAGUAGCAUCAAUAGCACGAUCUGAUUCUCGUCUGUCAGCUGACCAGUAUCAUCGGGAAAUACGAGAGCGCUACUCCGACCAGAGGAGAGACCUUUCACCAGAGAGGCGUUCUGAUUCUAGGGGAAGAACACCUUCAGAUCUUCAUCGCCCUCACUCCAGUACAUCUCUACAUCAUCCAAACUCAAGUGCUGAUGAACGUCUUUCCCCCACACUGAGCAGGCAUGCGUCAACCCCUUCACUCACUCUCACCUCACCAGCCAGACGUGACGCCAGAUCAGAUUAUGAGUCCUCAAUGUCCCCCAUGGCCAAGAAACCAUUCCACGCCUUCAGUCACGCAACAGACUUCCUUUCUAUUCAACUUGACAAGAUGCAGCACCAGAGGUUUGAUGUGUCUCCAAAGUGGCGCUCCAGAGAGUCAGUGCAGGGUGCACCCUACUCGCCAACAACCUCACCGAAGAAAUCUCCCACCAGACAACCAAAAAUGGGCAUGGCAGUCAACAGAAGCUAUUUGAGGCGAGAUCAGUCUGGCAACGACACCCAUGAUGCAUCUCGUGAAGUCGCCCAGUUCACAGCUGAGGUUCGCCAGCGAGACAUCAGACGUCGACUGACACCAAAGGAUGGCAGAUAUCUAAUGUACGGCGCCACAUCAGAUGAUUCGAAGCCCCCAAGGUUCUCCAGUUCUGAGGACCAAGCUGAUGAGAUGAGGGAACUAGCCCGAGGCCGCAUGUUCUCCACCACUGAAGAAGUUGAAUCCUCCGAUCUGGACAGCACUCCUCGUGAUCUGUCAUCAGCUGCACGCCGGCGAGAAGAAGGGCAAGGUCGGCCGAGACUGAGUGCACGUGAUGGAGACGGCCAUCAUGAGGAUGCAGGAACCCUCUCAAUGGGUGAGACGACCAUGGAGAGCACGCAUACUGGAUCUGACGAUGCUGAAGGCCCUUACAUUCCUCGUCACCUCCUGGGCUCGAGACCGGAUUUCCCAGUACGAAAUGCUGGAAUCUAUGCCAAUCCAAAUCGGGCCAAGUCUUUGGAGAAGGUGGAUGAGGCUUCCAAGGGUAGCCUCAUUGAAAUCCGCGCACCAAGUGAGUACUCGGAGGAGAAUCCUCAGUACCGCCGGCCCGCUUGGCAGGAGGAAGAGAAGAAAGAAGACACAGCUGAGCAGACGCGUCCAGUGGUGGAGAAAACUGAAGUUACACAUGUGACUGAUCCUAGGGAUGAAAUGGUAGAUCUUCGUGUUUCAAAAAGCCGAAGCUCUGAACCAACGUACGAUAGACGUGAACCACUCUCAAAUGAGGAAAGAGCGAGGCCAUCGUAUGGCGGCCUGGACCGUGUUUCCACUUAUGAGGGUGAUCAAGGUGCUGCGUCAAAUACCGACAGAAGGCUUGUGGAGGAUGAUAUCACUCUGGAGGAUUUGUCAGGACCAACGGUCGGCAAUGAAUUCGAACCACUGGAACCAACGGUGAGUGCCACCAGUUCCGACAGAGAGGAGCCACCCCUGAGAACAGCUGGACUCAAACCAAGACCAGCGUUGAAAAUCCUGCAGGAUAUCUUAGAAGGGGAGAGUGAUGGAAGCGAUUCACUCCCACCGAAUCUCAAUGACAUCUGGGAGCGUUAUCGUCAUGCUAAACGAGAUGAGAAGGCUGCACAAAAGACAAGAAAGACUCGGGAGAGACUGGGUCUUCUUGCUGACUUGUUGCGUAAUCCGACACACCACUUAGUCCGCCGCAUGGAGGAGGACAACGACCUCUGUCAGUACGAGCAGAAACUAAAGGAAAAGUUUGGUGAUGAUUAUGAGAGGAUUUUAAGUGAGAGACGUCAGGCUUGGCAGCAGAAAGAGGGCAGGAGGAGCAGGGAUGGUGGGUCCGCUGAUGGCAAGAGGAUGGCGUCACCUGGAGCAAGGAGUUUGUCUUCAGGAACUGGUCUGGCCAAGUCGAAGCAGCCACAAGAUUGUAGGGAAAGUAAGGAUUUCGAUAGCCCACGGUCCGAAGAGACUACUUCUGAUCAGGCUCGAUCUGAAUUGGAAGCUGACCUGAGUAGGACAUUGAGGAGAAGCAGGGAUGGCCCCAUUGAUGACAGCACACCGCGAUCAUCCAGUACUGACACCGAGAUGAGAGCAAAGAUGGCGACCAUCUUGGAUCAGACAGAUUCGCUUUCUUCCAUUCCCGAGGGAGAUAUUUUCCGCCACCCUUCUACCGAUGCUACAACAAGUUUCGAGAUUGACAAGAUCCCGUUGGCAAAGUUGGAUCCAAAAUAUGUCAAACUCCAGCAGAAGAUACGCGAUCAGAAGGAGAAGUAUGCAAAAGAAAAACGUCGGGAGUUGAAACGGAAAGAGAAGAUCGUCAAAUUGGAACGGAUUCUUCACGACAAGAAAACUGGCAAGGAGGUAUCCAUUACAGAUUCGUCUUCCGUCACAACUGUUUCGAGUUUGAUGAUCUCCGAUACGAUCAGUGACAGCAGUGCUGAGGAUACGACGACAAGCGCUCUGAAGUCUGUCACAGUUUCGCCGUCACUUCGAACGGAGAGUCCUGGAACAUUCCACCAUUGGAACAAGAAGAUCCGGGAUGCCAACUUGUCGUCUGCUUCAGAUUCCAGUUUCUGUCCUUGCAAAGAAAAUGUCAACCCAGUGACUGUGCACCAAACGGAGCAGCAUGGAAGGAAUCGGUCCAGAGAUACGCGUGGUAAGAAGGCUGUAUACUUAGAAUUUGCCAAACCAGAGAAACGGGAGCCGUGGAAAGUCCGACCCAGCAGGAGUCGUUCCUCAGAAAAUAGAAAGAAGGUGGAGAAGGAAAGAAAGACUCAAGAUGCACCGAGGAGGAAUAAAAAGGUCCAAAUCAAACCUCCUUCACCAAAACCAAAGCGAUCCACCAAAACACGAGAUCAGGCUAAGAGUUAUUCGGCGCCAAAGUUCCCUACUGCUGCGCAUCAACGUUUGGUUUCCAUGGCUACGCAGACGUCACCGAGACUGUUUGAGGGUUAUGCUGGCCUUGAGGAGAAGAGUGUUGAUGAGAAGGUCAAGAGGGCAGACAGUGAGCCAAAGGUGCCUCACUCCAGGAUCUACAGCCCAGAGAAGAUGUUUGAAGAGAGGAAGAAGCACAAGCCAUCACCGAAGGGAAGCGUAGGUGGAAUGGCCUGGUACGUGCCGAUCAAAGACCCCAAGCAGCCCUGGAGACUUCCCCUGAAGGAACGCCAGGCCCACCUCCUACGACAGGAGAGUGAGCCGUGGCAGGCCACCUACCCCGCUCCAGCAGAAGACAAGGAUCCAAUGGAGGGAGUCGAGGUUGCCCCGGACACAGAGUUCUGUCUUGGGAAGCCCGAGGACAAGGAGGAGAGCAAGAAGAGGAUGACAUUGCAGGAGGCGCUGUUAUUAUUCCGCCAAGAUUUCAUAUCGCAUUCUCGUGAGCGCGAACGGCGCAUCUAUCUUGCUGCACGGGAACGGAUGAUGCGCUACGCCCAUGACGAGCAGAGGGAAAAACUCUUCAAGCACACAAAAACAAAACAAGCCAAUUUGGACGCUCAUCCUCUGAGUGAUCUUUGGUUUCGACCUCAGAAAAGAGUGAUGUCAAAGAAAGAAAUGAGAGAGUUGACAGAAAAGAUCUACCAAAAAUUACCUGAGGUCACCGACAAAAUUGAAGUGAAGAAACGUGAAGCUGAAUACAAAACCAAUCGUCUACGGGCGGAGAUCUAUAAACGUAAGCAACUGGAGAAAGUGCUUGGCAGGUACUAGAUACAGGCUGACAGAUCAACAUCCAUGACUAUUGAUGCAUUUACAUUCCACAGCUUGAUACGGCGGCGUGAUCAAAGAUUCUGAUGAGAUUUAUGAGGAUGAGGAUACUACCCAUCAAGUUAAUCCCUUGGCUGGUAGAGCUGACUUUAUGACUUGUGACACAAUGAACCCAGCCUUAGGUGUUCAUGGCUGAGCUUGCAUAUAAUCCUAUGAAUUGUCCAUACUUAUGUUCAAAUACCCAUGACUUUCAUAUUUCUUGGUGCGUAAGAUUUUUAAUUUCUUCAUGAUUGGAUGACUCUGAAACGUUGUUGUUUUUCCUGUUGGUUAAAAACUAUGGUACAGUUACGUAAGCAGAUGUAUAUUAAUUUUAUGUUCCAGUUGACAAGUUAUAGAAUUUCACCAAUUUUAAAGAUGGCACUUAAUUUGCACCAUUUGAGGAUGAAUUGUAUUCACGGAUAUGAAGAUUAUUUGAGAUGUGAAGCGAGGACAGGUUGUGACAUAUUUGUGAUGAUGAUUUUUAGUAUGUCCCGAUGUUUUUUUAUUGUGGUUGACUGUUAGUUGAACGAAAUAAAUGCCAAAAGUUUGAUAAGACUGGUAAAAAACUGGAAACUUUACAGAGAAUGUUUCAGAUAGCAUUUACCUUCAUUCAACAGCUGUUAAGUAAUGGAUGAGGCUAUCUGAAAUGUUCUGUGGGUCUCCAGUGUUGGUCGAAUUGUGUCUCAUCAAAUCAACUUUAUCAAGUCUUCCUAGAUGUCCAAACUUCAUGAGUUACAUGUGCUUUACUGUUGUGAAGUUACAGAGUGGUGAGAUGUUUUUUAUAUGUAUUAUACAAUUUUGAUGAAAAGUUCCACACCAGCUUUGGCCGAAUUAUGGUUUCAAUACAUUGUGAUACGGCUAUAUAUGUUAUCAAAGUACAGCAGUUUAAACUUUAAAAUGUCAUUUCAUUGACCCACCGAUGUUGUAUUUGGCGAUUAACUUAAAACAUUUUAACGAUGCAUUUCAUGUGUUUCAUCUUGUCUGGUACUUAAAGGGAAAAUGCAAUCUGAGAUUGACUAUCGUUCCAGUUCUUAAAUUUCUGUCCUGCCAAAAUCGCAUUUAAAAGGACGAGUCAUGUGGGUGCCUGGGGUAUUUUGUGAAGAAGUAUUCAGCAUGGGAGCAUCUGGUCAUGACACACCCACCAGAGCGGUUCACAAAAUGAGUUUAUAGACUAGGAUUGUUUUGCAGAGUGACAAGUUCGUUAAUAAAACAUAGGAUAGGGCAGGCCUGAAGUAGAUUUUAUUGUUAGGGAAAGGGGGUUUAGAUGAAUAGUUUGCACAGUAAAGGCAGCUGUAAAACUCAAAUUUGGCAAGUUUAGUGAUGUUCGGUUAGUAUAUCAUUAGUUAUGAAUAGGACUGUAGAAAGCAGGAGUUUGCAAUCAUUGAAAAGAGUGUAACAAUGUUUACUCUGAUGUCUUUUAGAACGAUCAAACUUCCUGUUGACAUUCAGGAAACAAUCGAUGAACAAAGUCAUUGAGCAAAUCCUUUUUUACACCAGCUUUGCUCGACCCGCGAUGUGGUUUUCCCAUCCAGAUAUUUGCCGAGACAUUUAUUCAAAAGUUUGCGGCAAACAAAUCAGGCCCCUCGAUGAAAGCUGUGGCAUCCUGGCUGCACCAGGCUUUUGAACAGCUUGAGAUUGUACAUUUUUAGAUCUUUUAUAGUUAUUAGAUAACAGUAAUUUACGUGUAGUAAGGUUUUCAAUAUAUCACAUUAAUUAGGUAGCCCUGGCUGGACCAGACCAUUAUAGGAUACACAUAAUGCCUUGAGAUUCAGUUUAUUUAUAAUGUUGACAUUAUUACAGUGAUAGUUUACUGUUGGAGCAGGAUGACGAGCAAAGUUUUCAAAAGUGUGAAGGCAUAAGCAACCAAUUUGGACAAAACUUUAGUCGAGAGUAAAUUGACAUAUCUCGAAUCUGUGACUGUACAUAUAUCCAAUGUUCCUUGUGAGGUUGUGUAAGUUGUAACGCUCCUGCCAUCCUGCGCCACCAGACAUAGUCUGCGAUUUGUUCUGAGCGGACACGCCAGGCAUCGUCUUCUGUUGUAGGAUGACUGGACACUGCACAUGUGACGAUGCUCAAGUCUUCAUCUGCACCCACCGCCAGACGUGUAACUGACUGAUUAUAACAUACCAAUACACACAAGACUUCCACCUAAUAAUUCUUCCACGAAGCCAAGUAUUAUGUCCUCUGGCAUUUUUAUAGAGUGGUGUAUUUUUGAUCUAAUAAAUAAUGCUAUCAUGAGAAA
Lineus longissimus is the source of this 9056-nucleotide messenger RNA. RefSeq lists its product as uncharacterized. Gene Ontology annotation, molecular function: microtubule binding. Bases 83 to 6778 code for a protein of 2231 amino acids. The transcript is spliced from 14 exons. The record is from RefSeq and is a predicted model, not a curated record. Lineage: Eukaryota; Metazoa; Nemertea; Pilidiophora; Heteronemertea; Lineidae.